UUCCAGUGCACACAGCACCGUGCCUGUAACACUGCAAAUAUGGCCAGCAAGUUGAGCCCAGAGCAGAUCACAGAGUACAAAGGAGUUUUUGAGAUGUUUGACGAGGAGGGCAACGGAGAUGUGAAGACGAAGGAGCUGGAGAGGCUGAUGAGUUUAAUGGGAAUCAACCCUACAAAGCGAGAGCUCGGUCAGAUGGCCAAGGAGGUGGACAGAGAUGGUAAAGGUGUCUUCAACUGUGACAGCUUUCUGGGCCUGAUGGCACUGUACCACGAAAGAACCAAGAACCAGGAUGCUGAGCUGAGAGCUGCUUUUAAAGUCUUUGACAAAGAGGCAAAGGGAUACAUUGACUGGAAUACACUCAAAUAUGUGCUGAUGAACGCCGGAGAACCACUUAACGAGAUUGAGGCCGAGCAGAUGAUGAAGGAGGCGGAUAAAGAUGGAGAUGGAACGAUUGAUUAUGAAGAAUUUGUGGCUAUGAUGACUGGUGACUUGUUUAAAAUGAGCUGAAGAUGUCAUGAAGAUGGGCCUGACGCAGCUGCCGGGGAUUGCGAGACACACGAGACACGGCAUAGAAUAAUACAAACCCUUAACAAUAAACUCAAAAG
Dunckerocampus dactyliophorus (ringed pipefish) is the source of this 605-nucleotide messenger RNA. RefSeq names its product calglandulin-like. Gene Ontology annotation, molecular function: enzyme regulator activity; calcium ion binding. Lineage: Eukaryota; Metazoa; Chordata; Actinopteri; Syngnathiformes; Syngnathidae. The record is from RefSeq and is a predicted model, not a curated record. Bases 40 to 507 code for a protein of 155 amino acids. The transcript is spliced from 5 exons.